AUGGUCGCCAAACUUUCGCCUUCUCUCCGGGCGCUCGUCCACGCGCCUCAUACCAUGCCCGCUGGACGUCCGGCCCCAUCCCAGCUACGCCUCAUCUAUGCAGAGCUAAGAAAGGACGCUGGACUCCACGGCGUCGGGCGGCUGGCCUGGCUGACCAUUUCGUGCUCACGGGAGGCAGCGACCAGUGUAGCCCUCGAUUCGCCCGCCGGCUUUGCUGCGCUCUUCGUCGAGGCCACGGCGACGAUAGACGAGUGCCACAGCCUAGAGACGGCCGAACUACUGCGUGACGUAGCCUACAAGUGUCUUGCCUUUACCGGGAUCCCGCCUACAAUUAACUGCUUGCACGCUCUGCGCGCUUCCCUACCCCACCAGCUCGCCACUCGACUUUCGAUACCGCAAAAACCCGGCCCGUCGACCACACUGCCAGUCUCAUCCGGCCCGGCCCUCUGGGAGAGUGUCUACGGCCCCGUCGCGGCUCCUUUAGAGGCAAAGCUCGCCACCGCUCAUCCUUCCCUACCGUCAUACCUUGUCCAUCAUGUUUAUGGCGCUCUACUUGCGUCACCCCAGUCCCGCGUGGGCCGCGUCCUCACGAGCCUUGUAGCCAUCGCCUGUCUCCGCGCUCGCCUCGGUGCCGCCCCCCAACUCACAAGUCAUCUGCUCGGUUUGCGUCGAGCCUACACGGAUGGAUCGGCUGCUCGUGACAUCGAAUGCGGCCUCGAUGCCAGCGACAGCGCCUGGCUUGCUACCGACGAUGGCUCUACGUGGCUACUUGAGGCCGUCGAUACUAUUAUCACUGCCUUUACCAUCGGGCCAGCCUCUCGGCUAUAA
This is a messenger RNA of Blumeria graminis f. sp. triticale, 828 nucleotides long. The record is from the annotation of a GenBank genome assembly. NCBI's taxonomy places the organism in Eukaryota, Fungi, Ascomycota, Leotiomycetes, Helotiales, Erysiphaceae.